UAUACUCUUUGUCUGUGUCUGGCAUAAUCAUAAUUUACUCAAUUGGUAAAUGAUAAAUCAAGUCAAAAAAAUCGUUUGUUUAUAUUUUAUCGUAAUUUCUCAUUUUCUUAGUCUUGAUAGUGGUAUGCGGUAAUUACCUAUAUUAGGAUAUCACAAAUAAGACUACAAUGUAUGCGAAUAGGAGUAUCAGAUUAAUUAGUUCGCUUCGGUUAGUAAAUAAACAGUUGACACAGGCUAAUUAUGUGACAAAAGCACCAAAGCCAGAAAUUCCUAAAAAUCCAUUGGCAUCUGUGUAUUCGGCUGAUGAUCAAAAAGACAGUGGAAUUGUUUAUGACCGCAAACCCUUUAAGCUAACCCUGGAGGAAGGGAAGACCUACCACUGGUGCUUAUGUGGCCGCUCCAAAUCUCAGCCACUGUGUGAUGGCACUCAUAAGGAUGUGUUUUUAAAAAUUACUCAACGGCCCAUCAGGUUUACUGUUGAUAAAACAAAAGAGUACUGGCUGUGCAACUGUAAACAGACUAAAAAUCGUCCAUUUUGUGAUGGCACCCACAAGCAGAAAGAAAUUCAAGAGGCUACUACAAUCAAAGUUUAGCUUAUAGUGUGAUGGAUUGUAGGAAUAAUGUUGUUUUAGUCACAUAUAGAGGAAAUAUAUCUUAAAGUAU
This is a messenger RNA of Papilio machaon (common yellow swallowtail), 663 nucleotides long. Its product is annotated as CDGSH iron-sulfur domain-containing protein 3, mitochondrial. Gene Ontology annotation, molecular function: 2 iron, 2 sulfur cluster binding. The transcript is spliced from 3 exons. Bases 168 to 593 code for a protein of 141 amino acids. The record is from RefSeq and is a predicted model, not a curated record. Lineage: Eukaryota; Metazoa; Arthropoda; Insecta; Lepidoptera; Papilionidae. Gene Ontology annotation, cellular component: intracellular membrane-bounded organelle.